Molecule: messenger RNA, 1523 nt
Organism: Cygnus atratus (black swan)
Lineage: Eukaryota; Metazoa; Chordata; Aves; Anseriformes; Anatidae
Gene: TSLIG1
Product: zinc finger and BTB domain containing 8 opposite strand
Exons: 7
Coding region: 442-1002 (186 amino acids)
Biological process (GO): tRNA splicing, via endonucleolytic cleavage and ligation
Cellular component (GO): tRNA-splicing ligase complex
Source: RefSeq, a predicted model, not a curated record
GCUCAGCCCAGCAGCUAUGGCAGGCGACGAGAGGGACUACAACCUGACGGAGGACCAGAGGGCUAUCAAAGCCAAAUACCCCCCGCUCAAUAAGAAGUAUGAAUGUGAGUGCUUUUAACGCUAUCCUGAUACGGCACGUGUGAGACGGUGCAGUCGGGGCGGGGGAGAAAGGAAGAAAGCAGGAUAUGCUGUUUAGGUGCUUGUGGGGUUUUGUAAUGUGCUAGUUUCGUGUGUUUAGACUGUGGGAUACGUCUGUAGUUGAAAAUAGAGAUGAGAUAUAUGCGUUUCUCUUUAUGGAAGGUAGCUGCCUUUUUUUGUUAUGGGUGCUAAGGAAAUGAUAUGAAUAAAUUAGUUAAGAGACUUAGGUUGAAAACUUUAACCUUUUGAGCUAUUUCUUAGCUAGAUGGUACAUUGUCUACUUCCCUUAUAUUAGAAGAGAUAAUGAAGAGUGUGUUGGUCUUCUGUGUGUUUUUUUUUUAUUUUUAUUUUUCUUCCUCCUACAUGUACUACACGGGAUCAUUAUUUCUUGUUUUCCCCACCCCUGGAAUGACUUCUAAGAACUUUCAAGCCAGAGGGCGUCAGCCCAAGCACCAUCAUUUGGAUCACACAGCAGAUGUGCAGCUACAUGCAUGGGGAGACACUUUGGAAGAAGCAUUUGAGCAGUGUGUUAUGGCCAUGUUUGGCUACAUGACUGAUACAGAGACUGUGGAACCUCUGGAUACCGUAGAGGUAGAAGCAGAAGGGCAUGACAUGUUGUCUCUUCUCUUUCACUUCUUGGAUGAGUGGCUGUAUAAAUUCAGUGCUAAUGAGUUCUUUGUACCCAGGGAGGUGAAAGUGCUUUACAUUGACCGAAUGCAAUUCAAAAUAAGAUCAAUUGGGUGGGGAGAAGAGUUCUCUUUACAAAAACACCCUCAGGGCACAGAGGUCAAAGCCAUAACUUACUCGGCAAUGCAGAUCUGUGAAGAAGAAAAGCCAGAAGUCUUUGUCAUCAUUGAUAUUUAAAGCAAGAGAAAUUUAACUAAGCGGAUACUUGCCAUUGGCUGACAAAAGUCCCUAGAAAACUAACCCCCAUGAAAGUGACUAAGGAAUUAGCUAAUUCAAAUCAUAAAUUGAAGGGGGUUGUGGGAAAUGUUAUCCUCUAUUUUGACUUGAGGAUGGUGAGCCAGACCAAUACCUGCAUGCCAGGAAAAAAAGAGCUGGUUGGGUCUGGGGGUGGAUUUGAGAAGAGAAUUAUAGGGGUUGAAAGUCUCUCAGGAAUGCUGGUAGUCAGCUUUUAAAGCUGAUAUGUGUGUUGGGUGCUGUGUGAACUAAGAUAAAUUAGUGGAGCUGCUAGCUAAAUACUAGCUUUUUGUAGGGUGGCAGGAGAUAAUUACAUGACUUCAUUUGCAAAUUUAAAUAGAAUAAUUUUGAGCUCUUUUGUAUUAUCUAAAGGGUCCAAAAUAUCUUCAGUGGAUCAGAUUAAAAGCUUUUGUUUGAAGGACACCUAAGGAAGUAAAAUAAUUUUAUAAAUUCGAAAAAAAAAA